Closterium sp. NIES-65 is the source of this 3009-nucleotide messenger RNA. NCBI's taxonomy places the organism in Eukaryota, Viridiplantae, Streptophyta, Zygnematophyceae, Desmidiales, Closteriaceae. The record is from the annotation of a GenBank genome assembly.
AUGGACGUGGACGUGGUCAUAGACGUGGACGUGGACCUGGACGUGGUCGUGGACGUGGACGUGGACGUGGACAUGGACGUGGACUUGGACGUGGACGUGGACGUGGACGUGGACUUGGACGUGGACGUGGACGUGGACGUGGACCUGGACGUGGACAUGGUUUUGGACGUGGACGUGGACGUGGUCGUAGACGUGUACGUGGACGUGGUCGUGGACGUGGUCGUUGACGUGGACGUGGACCUGGACGUGGACCUGGACGUGGACGUGGUCGUGGACGUGGACAUGGACGUGGUCGUGGACGUGGACGUGGACGUGGUCGUGGACGUGGACGUGGACGUGGACCUGGACGUGGACGUGGACUUGGACAUGGACCUGGACCUAGACGUGGACCAGGACGUGAACCUGGACGUGGACCUGGACGUGGACGUGGACUUGGAUGUGGACGUGGAUUUGGACGUGGACUUGGACGUGGACGUGGUCAUGGACGUGGACGUGGACGUAGAUGUGGAUGUGGACGUGGAAAUGGACGUGGAUGUGAACGUGGACGUGGAACUGGACGUGGACGUGGACUUGGACGUGGACGUGGACGUGGACUUGGACGUGGACGUGGACCUGGACCUGGACGUGGACCUGGACGUGAACUUGGACGUGGACGUGGAUUUGAACGUGGACUUGGACGUGGACAUGGACGUGGACGUGGACGUGGACAUGGACGUGGACGUGGACGUGGUGGUGGACGUGGUGGUGGACGUGGACGUCGACGUGGACGUGUACAUGGACAUGGACUUGGACGUGGUCGUGGUCGUGGACGCGGACAUCGAUGUGGUCGUGGACGCGGAGGUGGACGUGGUCGUGGACGUGGACGCGGACAUGGACGUGGACGUGGACCUGGACGUGGACGUGGUCGUGGACGUGGACGUGGUCGUCGACCUGGACGUGGACGUGGACGUGGACGUGGACGUGGACCUGGACGUGGACAUGGACUUGGACGUGGACGUGGACAUGGACGUGUACGUGGACGUGGUCGUGGACGUGGUCGUUGACGUGGACGUGGACCUAGACGUGGACCUGGACGUGGACGUGGACGUGGACGUGGACAUGGACGUGGACAUGGACGAGGGCGUGGACGUGGACGUGUACGUGUACGUGGUCGUGGACGUGGACGUGGACGUGGACGUGGUCGUGGACGUGGACGUGGACAUGGACGUGGACGUGGACGUGGUGGUGGACGUGGUGGUGGACGUGGACGUGGACGUGGACGUGGUCGUGGAAAUGAACGUGGACAUGGACGUGGUCUUGGACGUGGACGUGGACGUGGAGGUGGACGUGGACGUGGAUGUGUACGUGGACGUGGUCGUGGACGUGGACGUGGACGUAGACGUGGACGUGGACGUGGACAUGGACGUGGACGUGGACGUAGAGGUGGACAUGGUCGUGGACGUGGACGUGGACGUGGACGUGAACCUGGACGUGGACCUGGACGUGGACGUGGACUUGGACGUGGACGUGGACGUGGACUUGGACGUGGACGUGGACCUGGACCAGGACGUGGACCUGGACAUGAACCUAGACGUGGACGUGGACGUGGACGUGGACGUGGACUUGGACGUGGACGUGGACCUGGACCUGGACCUGGACCUGGACGUGAACCUGGACGUGGACGUGGACUUGGAUGUGGACGUAGAUUUGGACGUGGACUUGGACGUGGACGUGGUCGUGGACGUGGACGUGGACGUAGAUGUGGAUGUGGACGUGGAAAUGGACGUGGACGUGAACGUGGACGUGGAACUGGACGUGGAUGUGGACUUUGACGUGGACGUGGACGUGGACUUGGACGUGGACGUGGACCUGGACCUGGACGUGGACCUAGACGUGAACCUGGACGUGGACGUGGACUUGGACGUGGACGUGGAUUUGAACGUGGACUUGGACGAGGACGUGGUCGUGGACGUGGACGUGGACGUAGACGUGGACAUGGACGUGGACGUGGACAUGGACGUGGACGUGGACGUAGAGGUGGACGUGGUCGUGGACGUGGUGGACGUGGACGUGGACGUGGACGUGGUCGUGGACGAGGAUGUGGACGUGGUCGUGGACAUGGACGUGGACGUGGACUUGGACGUGGACGUGGACGUGGACGUGGUCGUGGACGUAGACGUGGACGUAGACGUGGGCGUGGACGUGGUCGUGGACGUGGACGUGGGCGUGGUCGUGGUCGUGGACGUGGACGUGGUCGUGGACGUGGAUGUGGACGUGGACUUGGUCGUGGACGUGGACGUAGACGUGGACGUGGACGUAGACGUAGAGGACGUGGACGUGGACGUGGACGUAGUCGUUUACGUGGACGUGGACGUGGACGUGGAGGUGGACGUGGUCGUGGACGUGGUGGACGUGGACGUGGACCUGGACGUGGAGGACGUGGACGUGGACGUGGAGGACAUGGACGUGGACCUGGACGUGGACGUGGACCUGGACGUGGACGUGGACCUGGACGUGGACGUGGACGUGGACGUGGACGUUGACGUGGACCUGGACGUGGACAUGGACUUGGACGUGGACGUGGACGUGGAUGUGGACGUGUACGUGGACGUGGUCGUGGAUGUGCUCGUUGACGUGGACGUGGACCUGGACGUGGACGUGGUCGUGGACGUGGACGUGGACCUGGACGUGGACGUGGUCGUGGACGUGGACGUGGACAUGGACGUGGACGUGGACGUGGACGUGGACGUGGACGUGGACGUGGUCGUGGACGUGGACGUGGACUUGGACGUGGUCGUGGACGUGGACGUGGACAUGGACGUGGUCGUGGACGUGGACGUGGUCGUGGACGUGGACGUGGACCUGGACGUGGACAUGGACGUGGACGUGGACGUGGACAUGGACGUGGGCAUGGACGUGGACGUGGACGUGGACGUGGACGUGGACGUGGACGUGGUGGUGGACGUGGACGUGACGUGGACGUGGACGUGGUCGUGGACGUGGUGGACGUGGACGUGGACGUGGACGUGA